This is a messenger RNA of Pollicipes pollicipes, 2257 nucleotides long. RefSeq lists its product as uncharacterized. Lineage: Eukaryota; Metazoa; Arthropoda; Thecostraca; Pollicipedomorpha; Pollicipedidae. Gene Ontology annotation, cellular component: nucleus; site of double-strand break. Gene Ontology annotation, molecular function: ubiquitin-protein transferase activity; nucleosome binding; metal ion binding. The transcript is spliced from 5 exons. Gene Ontology annotation, biological process: double-strand break repair. The record is from RefSeq and is a predicted model, not a curated record. The coding region runs from base 150 to 1265 and encodes 371 amino acids.
CGCUGUUGGCGCAUCAGUCGCGGCCGAGCGGUGGAUGGGGUGGGUCUGAGGUGCCCGGUGUGAGGAGAACGACGCAUCCGCUGGCCGACCUGAUUUGUGACGCAGCGUGAGGAGGCGUGUGGGAAGGUCAUCUUCAACUUCAGGCUGCCAUGGGGAACAAAGCCAGCACCGCAACCCAGUGGGAGGUGCCCAACAGCGACACUGGAAGCCUAGAUCAUCGCAGUCAGCAAGGGCCAGCAGCGCACGUGGAACGCUGGGCUGAACAGAUGGAUACGUUGAACGCCGCCAGAGAGCGACAGGCGGUGAUCCAGGAGGCAACAACUGUGGGCCGCCGGGUCACGCCUCACAUCACGUUUAACCCGCCCGCUCCGUCCGUCCCUCCCGCCCGUCCAGCCCCGCCCGCCCCACGGGCCCCCCGCCUGCCCGAGCUCUGCUCCCGCCACGGCUCGCGCGAGGGCUGCGUGGACGCCAACUGCCGCCGACUGCACCUCUGCCAUCUCUUCCUGGCGGACAUCUGCAAGUUCGGCGACGCCUGUCGCAACGGACACUCGCUGACCACAGUGCAUAACCAGGUGGUGUGCAACAGGUUUGGACUUGACACCAGCCGGGAGCUGGCGGCUGUUCAAAUGCUGCGACUUGCCUUUCAAGAAACUGGCCGCAUGCCGGAUGAAAUCCGUCACAAAUAUCUGGACGUUUGCUACAAAGCCGGUUCACCGAACCCAUGCCAGGAGCCUCUUUGCAACAGGCUGCAUAUUUGCAGAAUGUUUGUAACGGGAAGGUGCAACCGACCUGCAUGCAAGCAUGGACACGACCUUCACACCACGCACAAUAAUGACGUGCUGAGUCGUCAUAAGGCGACCAGAUUGAGUGAUGCUGCGAUUUUGGACCUCCUUCGCGAGAAAUGCUCUGGCCGACGUCAGGGUGGUGGAGAUCGCCAUCCCGGCGGGGGACCGCGGCGCCAGCAGCAGCGUGGCGCUGCCGGCGGCGGAGGUCAGGUCGAGGCCAGAGCUCGGGCGAGCAGCGGAGGACAGGGCAGCGGUGGAGGCCAGAUGAACGGCAUUGCCGAGGAGCUGCAGUGUCCGGUCUGUCUGGACAUGCUGCAGAGAGCCACCACGCUUGGCUGCGGGCACACCUUCUGCGAGGAAUGCCUGCGGGAUGUCCGCGAAAACGACCCCAAGUGUCCGAUGUGUCGCGAGCGCAUAACCUCUUCUAUCCGCUCCGUUACGCUGGAUAACGUCAUCAGCAGCCUCGCCGCCCACCGCUGAUGCCUGAGGACCAGCAAGGUUCGGGCAUUUGGGUAGCUUUAAGGUACGGCCAAAGAGAGCCACAUAUGUCAUGCUUCGGUGCCUGAGGCAAGAUUUCCGACCACGUAAAAAUAGUCGCGAGCGGCUUCUGCGUUUGCUUGGGGAAUGCGGUGACAUGGGUCACCACUGUGCCAAUUUUGUGGUCUUUAUCACACCUUUGUAACACGUGGAAGCAUGCAAAAGUUGUUCGUAUUCACUCACGUCUACUUGCGCGUUUUUUCGAUAUUUGAUACUCGUUUUAGUUGCCCGACAUUCGUGCUCCGUGUAGUUGACAUUGAUCUCCCGAGUAAAGUGCUGCUCGAAGAACACGAUUGGUACUGUGUAACUGAAUCCUGACUCUUGGUUGCAGUACCGUUGGAAGAGACUAGAGCCGAUUUUAAGCAACAUGGUGCUGCACACUAUGUUGUUGCCGGGAUUUCAGUGAUCCACAGACACUACUGUUGACAUGGCGGAUGCAAAAAUGUAGUGAGUGGAAGGUUGGGUAGACUAGGAAAAACAUUGAAUGAUUGGGAAGGGCAUUGUUUUGUACGUCUUUCGCGAUAAAGGAAAAACAAAGGAUACGAUGCCGCCGCUCUCGGCUACCGUUCCCGAUAGGAUAGUGAUUAAGGCCUUACUCAGCUCAAGACUGCAUCGUGCCUUAAUGAAACAUGUAGCCGAGAAACAUUGUGGCAUCGAGCACGUCGUCUUGCCAGAUGUAAGUAGCCAAAUGUUCAGAGCGGCCGCUGUCAACGUUCGUGACCGAGCUUAUGUCUCCAUGCGGUCUUUCUCAGAGAACCUCAUGAGCCCUGCAAUGGCGCUGCCUGGUGCCCAUCCUGAAGACAAAUCCAUGAUCAGACAUGAUACGCGAGUUGAAGCUCUACUUGUGAAGUGUGCGCAAAUGUGUUAUGCAUGCGUUUUUGAAUACAUAGAAUAGAAUACAUUUUGAAUACAUACAUAAUACACAAUAUAUUGAA